UUGAAGAAAGAGCUAAGAGCUAGCAAGGAAGCUCAACUGUUUAAUGUUAUACACGAAGUUAAAAGGCGGAGAUGUCGUUGCGGUCUAACUGUCAGACCGCUCAGCCUAACAGCCACAGUUGCUGCUGAAGUAGAUAUUUUGUAGAAAUACCGGUUCUUAUAAAGGAAUGAGCGACACUUAUCAAGGAAGUCGGGCGAAAAAGUAGCUAGCUCGGCUGCUAGCUGUCGUUAGCAAGGGAGUUCUUUGUUUUGUUUUUCCCGUGUAAACAUGAAGAGAAACUAGUUUGGACGUGUGCGUUAACAUUUAACGUUUAUGUAGGAUUUUUAUAACCAUGCACAGGGUAUCUUUCGUAGCAGGUAGCUGAGUGUAAAUUCGUGGUUUCUGGGUAGUAUAAAGACAAAACUAACAUUAGCCACCGAGAGCAACUUUAGCAACAACAAGAUCAGAUUGGGGUUUUUUUUGUUUUGAUUUCAAACGUCGGCCAGGAGGACAGGAGCGGGGACACGAAGACAUGGGCAACUGUCUCAAGUCUCCGACAUCAGACGACAUCUCUCUGCUUCAUGAAUCCCAGUCAGACAGGGCGAGUUUCGGCGACGGGACGGAUCCGGAUCUGGAGCCUCCUCCUCCGUACCAGGAGCAGGCUCACAUGCCCAUGUACCAUCCCACACCUAGUCAGGCCCGUCUGGCCACCCAGCUGACAGAGGAGGAGCAGAUCCGUAUAGCACAGCGCAUCGGUCUCAUCCAGCACCUUCCUAAAGGCGUUUAUGAUGGAGGGCAAGACGGCUCUGAGAAAAAGAUUAGAGAGUGCGUGAUCUGUAUGCUGGACUUUGUAUACGGGGAUCCCAUCCGGUUCCUGCCAUGUAUGCACAUCUACCACAUGGACUGUAUAGAUGACUGGCUGAUGAGAUCCUUCACCUGUCCCUCCUGCAUGGAGCCUGUGGAUGCUGCCCUGCUCUCCACCUAUGAGACCAACUGAUUUUCACCCCUCCUCCUCCACGCUUAUCUCAACCAUGUCCCCUCCAGCCCCAAACCCACACGCAAACCCUACAACUGCCCCCUUAUAGAGUGUGAGGAGCUGAAAAAUAGGUUGGCUGUUGUCUUGCACUUUGAAAAUUUCAGAAAUUACUCACCCAAUGUUGGCCUUCCAUGCCCCCAAGUCUAAAUAAGCUGGUCUUAAACAUCAGUUACACAAGUCAGUGAGAAACUGUUUCCAGUCGACCCUGCAUGAUUGUGUUUGUGUGUGUCUGUCAUGCUGAAGCAGCGUCCAGUGUUGACAGUGAGCAUGUGGAAUUAUAUUUGUGUGUGUGUGUGUUUGUGUAUGAGCUGUUUGGGCUGUUUGAUGACUGUGCGUUUCCACUUGAGCUGGCCUCAGUGGUGUUUCUCCCCAACUGACCCCAGUUCACCUUCAUUCCCAAUUAGUCAUGAUUUAAAUGGACAAGUAGAUUAACAAAUUAUUGACCAAAAUGCUAAGAGGUGUUGUUCGAAAAUCUGUUGGAUUAAAUUUGAGGUGGCAACAGUGAGCAAAGACUUCCUCAACAUAUUGAUCUCACGUUAAAAUGGGCCUACACUUUAGAGUUGUGGGAACAUACACCUGAGGAAGAAAUUGCUCUCCUGUUAGUUGGAAUCACAAAAAAAAUAAUGCACACACUUUACGGAAAUCACCCAAAGUUUAUAAGUAAUACACAGUAAUACAUAAUGGACACCAAGACUACAGGAUAUUUGUCUUUGGCUUCUCCAAAUAGCCAGACUUUAAAAAUGCUUUGAGUUGAAGGGAAAAAUGAUGAUGUGUAAUGUGAAUGUUUCACCAGACGGUGUGUAAAGUAGCUGGCAGCCAAUGUAAAGGGCUCAUUUGUGCAUGGGCAGGUGGAUCAGUCAGUCAAAAAUUAGAAAUGCUUGCACACACUUUUCAUCUGAUCCAGAGAUUUGCACUUUACUUAUAGGACAGUAUCUAAAACAAUAUAUUAAUAUAUGUACCUUAUAACCUUGCACUAUCAAUACUUCAUUCCUUUAUUUCCUGAGAUGCAAACGUCAUAUAGCCGAUAAAGCCGAUAUUUUCAGAGCUGUCAGUAGUCACUUACCAUGUUGAAGUAAGCCUGAAGAUGUAUUUCAUGAAAUCUGUGAUUCAGUAGUGUGAGCCUCCGCUUUGUUCCGCUGCAUUUUUUUUGUCUGUGUUGUGUGUGUUAGUGAAGGGACAGAGGCUUGCUCAAAGUUAAGGGAAAAAUUCGACAUUUUGGAAAAUCUGCUCGUUCUUGUUCUUGCUGAGAGUUGGAUGAGAAUAUCAAUGCCACUCACGUGUCUGUGUGGUAUAUAUGGAGGGUCAGUUAGCUUAGUUUAGCGUAAAGACUGCGAUCAGAAGGAAACUGGAGCUGGUCUGGUUCUGUUUGAAGUCAAAAAAUAUGCCUACCAACAUUAAUCUGUACAAAGACAUUAGAUGCUCUUCAAUAAUGAAUUGUUACAGCAUGUCACUCCUUGUAGAGCGACAAAGCGGCACAUUUCGUUUCAUUUACAGAUAAACAUAAGGAAUAGCAUGUUAUUUAGUGAACUUCAGGGGUUCUGUUAGGCCAUUUUUAAAAACCUUUGGACGGAGCUAGGUUAGCUUCAAGUUGUCAUGCAGAGCUAAGUCCUUCACCUUCUUGCUGUGGCUCUGUAUUUUCUUUAUGAGACAAGCGAGCGAGCAUGCAUGUUUCCAAAAUGUCAAAUUAUUCCUUUAAGAAAUAAACACAACAAAUUUUGGGGUGAAUCGUUUUGAAUCCACAUUAAUACAGUGUCACUUUUUUGUGUUAUAUGUCACAUCUUUUGUUACACUAUAGUAAAUGUUUUUUGUUGUUUUAUUUCCAUUCACCGUAGCAGUAGUUACUAAAAACAAAACUUUUUUUUGGUAUUUGUGGAAUUGUUUGGUGGUCAUGUGGCUGUCUUUUCCUCUGUUACUUGUUUCAUCUUUUACUGUCACAUUUUUUCUUUUUGUUAAAUUUGUGUAAAAUCCACUGUCUAUUUAGGGCAGGGAGUAUAUAAAUGUUACACUGGUUGAAGUCUGGCUGUGCAAACCUCUGUCCCAGCUAAAUUUCAGAGUAUGAGAGACUUCUCUUAUGGUGUGAUAGUUAAAACUGAGAUAUUAAGUUUUUCAUUGAGCUUUUCCUUCGCUGUGUUUUUCAACCUAAGUUUAUUCUGAAAAUUAAUAUUUCCUGUAAUCUUGUUUCGUUUCUUUCUUUUUGGAAGGCUGAACAGCCCUCGUGUAAAAAAAAAUAAUAAACUGAAAAAACAACA
Toxotes jaculatrix (banded archerfish) is the source of this 3264-nucleotide messenger RNA. Its product is annotated as RING finger protein 11-like. The transcript is spliced from 3 exons. Bases 512 to 976 code for a protein of 154 amino acids. The record is from RefSeq and is a predicted model, not a curated record. Lineage: Eukaryota; Metazoa; Chordata; Actinopteri; Toxotidae.